Messenger RNA from Microtus ochrogaster (prairie vole), 4154 nucleotides. Lineage: Eukaryota; Metazoa; Chordata; Mammalia; Rodentia; Cricetidae. The record is from RefSeq and is a predicted model, not a curated record.
CUUCUGAGUGCUGGGAUUAAAGGUGAGUGCCACCACCACCUGACACCUAAACAUAUGUUAAAACAUAUGAGAAGUGUUUAAUAAAUACCAUUGCAGUCAAUAUGUUUAUAAUUUUACACCUCAGGGAAACUGAGGUAGAGAAAGAUUAGAUUGUCUGAGGGUUGCAAAGCUUCUAAAUGGUACAAGCAGAAUUCAUCAGCCCAGCUGAUACCUGGGCCUAUGUGAUUUGGCAACUAAAAUUAUAAUUGGAUGAGGAUCGUAAAUGGUUUCAAAUAAUUAGCCUAUUCAACCUAUUGAUACUAUUUAAAAGCUCAAAUACCUCAAAAUUAAAGUAAGUCAUAUUCUUGUAAAGAAAAAAAAUACAAAACCAUUCUUUCUGUAAAGGAAAAAAAAGAUGGUUUUGUUUAAAUUACAACCAAAGAAAGCUCCUCUGUAUUCUGUCAUUCAUUUAGAACUUAAUUUACAAAAUGUAUAAAAAUAAUGUGUCUAGGUCAAUAUGGCUUUUGGAAUCAAGGCAAGUUCUAUGGAGGCCAUCUCUUUUAGUGGAUGUUUAGCUGUAAAGUUAUACAAAUGUAUUUUGGGUUGCAGUUGUAUUUGAAACUUGUAAUAUUUUUUAAGUAAAAUUUCAUAGGUUUAUAUUACAUGUAUUGUAUUGUACCUUGUAACUAAAUUUAUCCUGCAGUUUUAAGAUAUUCUUAGUUUGGAGAAUCUUGUAUUUUGUGAACAAAUACAAUAUGCCAAAAAUGUUCUCUAGUCAAUUAAAUUUGGGAAAUGUUAAACUGUAUAAAAUCUCUGUACAGUAUUAGUUGGAGUUUUUACUAUACUAAUAUGCUUUUAUGAUCUCCAAUAUUCCCAAACUUAUUUGACCAAGGAAAAUUUUGGGAUCAAGUGUUCUAAAGAAUCACAUCUAUGGAAAUGAUGUUUCAUUCAUCCAACAUGUGAUUUUUAUAGACUUUGAUCUAAAUUCCUUUUGCUCAGCCUUUGCUUUUAUCUAGUGAGGGUGUUGAUGUUUUCAUAGUCAUGUGGUAGUUUAUCAGUCCUUUGAUCACUGCAGUUGCCUUUCUCUGGGCCCUUAUGCUCUGAAUGAUAGGACACACAAACCCAGACUUAAGUGCUGAGUGUUGUUCCAUUCCCAGGCUCAUCUCAUCAAUACCCAGCCUGUUACCCUUUGGAGGUCACAGCAACACACUAUUUCUUCUGAGAAUAUUUUGUAGUGCCUAAUAGUAAUUCAGAAUAUCACAUACUAUCUGCCUUCUCUUCCCUUGGAAUUAUUUCCUUCCAAUGUCAGUAUGACCAAUAAAGUUUUGUUUUUAUUCAAAAGAAAUUUAAAUGUCAACAUGUUGGUUGUUGCUAGGACCUAUCUAUAUCUAUGAAAUUGAGAUGUUCUUGAAAUUUUAACAGUUGGUUCCUGCUUAAAAAAUGUGUGUGUAUGUGCAUAUGUGUGUGUGCUCAUUUUUAUUUUUGUAUUGAAAUUUACUGGGGGUAUUGUAUGUAUUUCUAAAGCUCUACAAGAGAAGCAGAACACUUGUAUUUUCUAAGUGAAAAAAAAUGGCUUACAACAUAUAUAAGAAGAGACUCAUGCAUUUUAGGCAGAUAGAAAGCAAGAGCAAGGAUAUGCAACUUGAAACAACACUGGUAUUUGAAAGAAAUUUUGGCUUAAAUACAGUGGUAAUGGUGAUAUUUGCUGGAAUUGCUUACCAUAGGGUGUAGCAACUGAAUGAGAAGAAGAAAUUCAAGAUAACUCAUAACUUUUGAGUGUACAGAAAAUGUGAUAUGGCCAUACAGAAAGUAGUGUUUGGUUAAGGAGAAAGGAUGCUAUCAUAAGUAAGUUGAAAAUGAGAGAGUACAUUUAGGUGAAAAGGGGGACAUGUGACAGGUUCAGAGUCAUAAUUACUCUGGAAAUAAAAUGGAUAGCUAUCAUACCUAUUAAUUCGUCACAAAAAUGUGACCAUAUUCUCUCUUUCUUUUUUGAGAUAGGGUCUCCUUUUGUAGUUAACCUAGAGCUAAGUUAUGUAUACUACUUGGCCUCAAACUUACUAUGUAUAUAGCCCAAGAUGGCCUGAACCUUGUUCAGCCUCUGGCAUGCUAGGAUUACAGGCAUGCACCAACAUACCCAUUUUGAGACAAUAGUUUUUACUCCUACUUUUCUUUUAGGGGAUGAGCAGAAAAACAGUGUUGGAGGAAUCAUAUUCAGGAUGGUGUCCUUGACAAAAGAAGGACUAGGUUUAGCUUCAUUCCUUUAUUUUUUGCUUCUUCUCAUUCCAUGUGUGCUCUGGACAGUAUCACUUUGAAGGCCCUAACUAUCUCCCAAACUAUGCUUCAUUUCUUUUCCCACUAAUAGCUACUUAUUAAGAAUGGGGGGUCUCUACUGUGGGACAGAUACCCACUGAUGUAUUUGUGCUCUGCAAAAAGUAGGAAUACAGUGAAUCUGCAUCAUGAUGCUAUGAGUGGUUUCCACAAGAUUCUAUUCAUGAAAAUGCAUGUGAAGUUAUGAGCUCAAAAGCUAGGCAUAGAACUGUUAUGGAGAGUUUCCUUGCUACCCCAAACUCUGAGAACAGUACUUUAUUUACAUCUCGUAAAGAGCAGAGAAAUAUUUUUUAACCUUCUAGUUUGUAGAAUAAAAAUUUUACAAUUAUACCUCUGUUGAAAAACGGGCUUCUAUGACAUCCUGCUUAAAUGAAAUAGGGAGCUAGAUGGAUAGCUAUUAUUUGCUUUCAGAAAGUCAUGAAACUACACUAAAUAUUUUUCCUAAAAUGAAAAUUCCUUUCUGAUAAGCCUCACUAGUAUAAAUAACUUUUUAAAUAAAAUGGCAGAUAUUUCCUUUCCCCUUAUAACAAACUUAGACUCAUUUUAGAAGGCUGUAUACAUCAUUAAGAAUCUUUUUUAAAAUGUAAGCAGUUGUGGAGUGGCUUUAUCUGAAGAAUAUGGGAUGCAUGUGUCUGUUUCACUACUUUUCUACCAAAAUCAUGUGUCCUUAGGCGCACUUUUGCACAUUUUCUUUUUUCUUUUUUCUUUUUUCUUUUUUUUUUUUUGGUUUUUUGAGACAGGGUUUCUCUUUUGUAGCUUUUGGUGCCAGUCCUGGAACUAGCUCUUGUAGACCAGGCUGGCCUCGAACUCCCAGAGAUCCGCCUGCCUCUGCCUCCCGAGUGCUGGGAUUAAAGGCGUGCGCCACCACUGCCUGGCUUUUGCACAUUUUCUAGUGUUAACACACUACCAUUGAAUACUGCUUUUUAGAUGUAGAUGAGAGAGGAACUGUGUCCACCCUCCUGUAGUUCUCAUCUCUCCACAGAACAAACUUAGAAUUCUUGAAUGCUUUGCCAUAGAAAGUUAGGAUUACCUAGGCUUUGCCUGUAUAUCACUUGAGUUUCUUUUUCAGAAAGCUUAAGAUGGCAUUUGAUAUGUUUAAACUGUACAAAUAGAUAUGUAUGAGGCUUGGUUCUGUUUGAGUUGCUAGUCCCAGGUCACCUUGCUCACUAGUGAGUUCAUCCCAACCUUAAAAGUCACACCUGUGUCCUGUGCGCGGAUGCUGCAGGCUUAGGUGGAGAAAAGCAGGGCUAGAAUUGGAACCCAAAGCCCAGAAUGGCAAGAGAGGAUGUGGGGGCUCCACCCGAUCAUCUCUGGGUUCAUCAAGAAGGUAUCUACCGCGACGAAUAUCAACGCACAUGGGUAGCUGUGGUGGAAGAGGAGACAAGUUUCCUAAAGGCUCGAGUUCAGCAAGUUCAGGUUCCUUUAGGUGAUGCAACUCGGCCAAGUCACCUUCUUACUUCCCAACUACCUCUCAUGUGGCAGCUCUACCCAGAGGAGCGCUAUAUGGAUAACAACUCUCGCUUAUGGCAGAUUCAGCAUCAUUUAAUGGUCAGGGGAGUACAGGAACUACUGCUUAAACUUUUGCCUGAUGAUUAACCUGGUGCUGGGAUUCUAAGAAGAUAUGCUUCUUUGUUCUAUUCAUUAUAUGGCAAUCACAUCAUUCACCACUGCAGUGCUCCCACCCUUGGGUCCUUGUUGGGAGGGAGUAGUUUGAAAACUGCAGAUGUUUAGGAAGGGUCAUGAAGAACACUGCCAGUGAAGCUACAGAGAGAGGGUUACACAGGGCAGAAAUCAAGCCAACAAAAGCAUUUAGUCAGGAAAUGUAACUUGAAAUGACUCCUUUGGAA